AUGCCGUACAUUGUCCUAUUCUAUCCUAGAAUACUCUAACUUAUUCUAUCAUAUUCUAUUCUACUUUGCCGUACUCUGCCCUAUCAUAUCCUACCAUGACCUAAUCUAUCCUAUUAUUCUCUAGUUCACUUUACUGUAUCCUGCCCUAUCACAUCUUAUGCUAGCCUAAAAACUAGGGUAGCGUAAGAUGUGAUUAAGAAGAUACUGUAGCAGUAUACUAUAGAAUAUAAUAUACUUACAAUGAAAGCGUGACAAUCAUAAAGGAGCUUUUUAAUUGUUUUUUUUGCAAUUUUUUUUUAAAUGAUAAAUUAAAAUUUUAGCUGGGUAAAUUAAAAUCCUCUUCAGGCUUAGGGUUUGAUGGUUUAUAUAAUUUUGAAUUUUAGGCCGCUCUGAAGAACCGUGCUCCAUCGGCGAAAGGUGAACUGCCUGACGCUGAAGUCGACACCACCUUGGCAGUGCUUUACUUGAAGUAAGUUUUCUACAAUGUAAUUUAAGUUUUUGCAUUUGGAAUCAGUUUUAUAUUUUAGUGUCAAAUUGUUAAGACUGGAACCGAUUUAAAACAUUUUCUUUUAGGCCUAAGCCAGUUACCACCACCACCACGACCGAGCCUACCACUGAGGUCUCCGAAACGGCCGUUUCUAAUUCAACCACUGAAGGAUCAGUGUAAGUGUUUAUGGCAUUCUUUGGUCUGUGUUUCGAAUUCACGCUAAGACGGAGUAAUUAACUUUUUUUUUAAUUUUUAUGAUUUUUGAAAACGAAACUAGCCAAUAUAAACUUUUUGUAAGGAACUAAACAUUUAAGUUUAGUUUCACUCUGACAUUUGUGUUUCAGCACCUCCACCGCAUCUGUAGAUCCUUGGAUGAUUGGUCUCAUUUGCGUUGUUGUUGGAAUCUCCAUCGGAAUCCUGGUUGCACUUGUAGUGUAUUACAAGAUGAAGGGCAAGAGAACUCACAAAAAGAGCAAGAAAAGAAAGAAGAAAACGUCGAACACAUCGUCGGACACAUCGUCAAACAUCAAGUCCAACAUAUCGAACAUAACAUCGAACACACCAGCGGACACCAAAUCGAACACACCAGCGGACAACAAAUCGAACAUACCAGGACCGAGCCCAACGCCGAAGGAAGAACCGAAGAAGGGCAGAGUAUUUGUCAUAGGCAAAAUGCCUGUUGCAGAACAAGUUGGCGCAAAUGGGCAGGUUAUCCCUCCUCAUUAUGAUGAUGCAGUUCGGAUAGAGUUUGCUGAAUCUCCGCCUAAAACCCCGUCCGAAAGAUCCGCACGUGUCUAA
Messenger RNA from Bursaphelenchus okinawaensis, 1285 nucleotides. The record is from the annotation of a GenBank genome assembly. NCBI's taxonomy places the organism in Eukaryota, Metazoa, Nematoda, Chromadorea, Rhabditida, Aphelenchoididae.